Messenger RNA from Branchiostoma floridae (Florida lancelet), 2809 nucleotides. RefSeq lists its product as uncharacterized. Lineage: Eukaryota; Metazoa; Chordata; Leptocardii; Amphioxiformes; Branchiostomatidae. Gene Ontology annotation, molecular function: zinc ion binding. The record is from RefSeq and is a predicted model, not a curated record. The coding region runs from base 1296 to 2453 and encodes 385 amino acids. The transcript has 2 exons.
AUACACGCUAUUCACGCCGCGGCCAUGUUUACACGAAAACGAGGCUUGGAACGCAAGAAAAACAAAAUGGCGUCCUCGUGUUCCGUAACACAGUGGACCAAGUACCUAGGCAAUAUACCGCCCUUGACGUUUGAUAGCGUCGACGCAUGGGCAAAAAAGUCGGCGAAAAUUCCACUGUCACAACAGAAGAAGGGGUAUUCAAAUUUUAUUGAAGGCUAUGUGCACGACGUUGAAGGUACGUGGUUUUAUGUUGUCUGUUUUGUAUCAUUACUUUGCCCGAAGACUAGCGCGCGCGGCAUACAUUACUACUACUGGUGUACUGGAUCAGCGCCCCCUGUCGGCACCCAAACAGCAUUACACAAGCCUGACAUAACUUGCCACACCCCCUGCCGGCUUUGGUUACCGUAAUGGUGACGUGACGCUUCUUGUUACCGUGGCGGUAACAUAAGGCGGCUGGGGGCGUGGCCAAGUUUUCGCUGCUGGGCGCUGCGGCGCUGGAAGUGCUUGGGGGCCGACGGGGUGCCGAUACUAGUUCUAGUAGCUCCGCCUUACGCUCGUCUUCUCCAGUUAUAAUAUUACAUCACCGUCCAUAGUCAUAUUGGUGACAGACACCCAUUGAUAUGUUCAGUAAUCACUAUCUAAAUACAUGUAUAUCUAACUGAUUAUCAGCAGUUCUAUUCAAUACAUGUAAUAAUAUUGAUUGAAUGAAUACCCUUAUUCAAAUUAUUGUAAUAUUAUGAAAUACACAUUGUUUAUACUACAUUAUACUAAUGCCAUGAUGAUUAUUAAAGAUUCCUUUUUAUCUAUGCACUAUGUCUAUUUUGUACCAGUAUCUAUGCUGACAUUCAAACAAACUUUUAUCUGUAGAAAUUACAUGUAAAUUUUUAAGGUAGUUGCAAAAAUAUAACUCAUUGACAUUUUUGAAUGAUAGUUCAAGUUCAGCAAGAAGGGGAUGACGGGUGCAAAAUCCGAGCAAAGGCGUACCCCUCUAUGAGAAAGAAUAACCCACCCUACAAGCUGAUGGUUUGUAGAAAUGAUCACUCCCAAAAAGUUGGGUUGUUGGUUGAAUUUUGGCUUGUUGGGAAAGUCAAGCCAAUGGUUUUGUUUUUAUUGUUCACACAAUUUUCUUGUUGUCAUUUACCACACAUUUCCAUGUUUGAGUUUUUUCAGGUACGGUAUGCCUCUUAAAAGUGUUUUAACAGGUAAGUCUGACAGAUGCAGAGAUCAUUCAUUCAUCCCAAUGCGAAUGCAAGGCCGGAAAUGGCCACUGCAGCCACAUCAUAGGCCUGUUGUACAUGGUGUGCCAUUUCCAAAAGCUGGGGCUGCAGUCUGUGCCGGCGGUGCAUAGUAAAACCUCCCUACCACAGACCUGGCAUGUACCAUCCAGGACUGAGGGGCUGACACCCAAACCAGUUGAUUCGCUAAACAUCAGUAAAGUAAAGCCUGUGCAGCAGCCCACCAAGAGGAGACGGGUGUCUGAGGGUCUCGUGCCCAAGGUAUACUGCCCAGUACCAACACCUAUACCUUGGGCACCUUUCACAGCAUCCCUUCUGGAGCAGUUACAAUCAAUCAAAUCCAAUGCACAAAUCACAAAGGUUCUACCGCAGUCCCAAAACACGCCAACUGUGAGCACUAAGUUUGGUCCUGUACCCCUUGGCUCUCCCAUAUCCUACCAGCAGAGGCUGGAACUAAAGGAUGGUGACAUUAUUAAACAUCCAAGUCACCCCACAUUUCCCACAUUUGCACUACCCCCAUUAGAGUCCACAUUCUCAUAUGUGCUAAGACAGGCAGAGCAAGAAAUGUUCCUAGGUUUGCAUGUUACAGAGGAACAAGCUCUGGAAGUAGAGGUAAACACCAGGGAACAGAGUCACAGCAAACUGUGGCAUGAUGUGAGGAAAAACAGGAUAACUUCUUCAGUAUUUAAACAGGUGUGUUCUAGACAAGGGGAUCAUGACAGCCUUGCACUAAGAUUACUGACUAGUAAGGGCAUACAGACAUCUGCCAUGAAAUUUGGCAUUGAGCAUGAGCCAGAAGCUGCCAAAUUGUAUUCUGAAGUCACUGGCAACAAUGUCUACCUGUCUGGGUUUGUGAUCAACCCAUCUGCCCCACACCUGGGAGCAUCACCUGAUAGGAAAGUGUAUGACACAAAUUCUGAAACCCCUCAUGGCCUAUUAGAGAUAAAGUGCCCUGACAAAGACUCAUUCUAUUCAUGCCCGUACUUAAAGAAGCAAAACAAUGGCACCUACAAACUAAAAUCCACCCACAGUUACUACUACCAGGUGAUGGGGCAGAUGGGCCUGACAGGGGAGAAGUGGUGCGACUUUCUGGUGAAGUGUAGGGACGACUAUCAUUUGGAGCGCAUUGCAUUUAACGAAGAUCUGUGGUGCUCUAUGAAAACUGCCCUAGAUAGUUUCUUCUUCCUGUUCCAUCUGCCACAGAUGUGCAAAAACUAACAUGUCAAUCAAAAUCUGAAGUUAACAAAAAUCUGAAGAUGACUUAGAUAAGAUAUAUCCCUUCAGAAAGAGAAAAAUAUGUUUUAAACUAUGGAAAUGUAAUCUAUCUAAUUUGCAAUAUAUAACUUGCAAUGCUCACUUCUAUGUAUUAGUAGCAUGUCACAAAUAUGAUUCCUACCAUUUACUGAAUGAGUUUGUGACCUUCUCUAAUUGAAUAUGUAAAUAAGGUUGUCAUGUAUAUAAUCUAUAUGAAGUCAUUAUCUACCAUUUCAAAAAAGCAUAUGUUGUUAAUAUUACAGUAUUUUCAAUGCCUUCCAAAUGAUAGUCGGCCCUACACUUCAAACUAACAGCACCGC